This is a messenger RNA of Linderina pennispora, 1403 nucleotides long. RefSeq lists its product as uncharacterized. The coding region runs from base 1 to 1254 and encodes 417 amino acids. The record is from RefSeq and is a predicted model, not a curated record. Lineage: Eukaryota; Fungi; Kickxellomycota; Kickxellomycetes; Kickxellales; Kickxellaceae. The transcript has 5 exons.
AUGUGGGUCAGCCGCAUGUUUAAAGAACAAGUUACCAAAGUGCUGUUCCGCACAAUGUUUUCUAAUGUCCAGUACAUGAUCCGACAGGACUGCAGAUCAAUCCCAACUGAAAUGAUUCUCGAGGUCGGCCAUGGCGUGGAUAUCAGCGGGAUCAUAAACAAGCUGGAGAGCGACAAUGUCAAGAGAUGGGUAGAGUUCGACUAUGAUGAGCUGGCCUGUCUUGACAAAAGGCUUGCCAAGGCAUUCCCGAAUGUCACCCGUGUAGCUCAUUCUAUUCAUGACCCGUCGACUAGCGAGCGUCCGUUUAUGUCGGAUUUCAUUAAUCAGAAGGCUGGCCAGUUUAGUGAACUCCAGAUUGUUUUCCCUUACAACGGAAGCAUCGACAUGGGCAAGUUGGGCAUUUACUUGACACCCUUUUCGUUUUUGAAGUCUGGGCUGCUGCCACCACAACUUGUCUCGCAGUUCAAUCCGGUGAUAGUUGAGUUACCAGAGGUGCGUUUGGACAAUACUGCAGCACGGCGUACUCUAUUUAGCGGAGGUAGCGGCAAGGGGCUCGAACUACCGCGACUCAAAACGCUGGGUCUAUACAUCGACUCAACUUUAGUAAAGCUAGGUGUCCCUGUGGACCAGCGUUCAACUGGUCUAAAGUUCCCAGAGCAAAUGAACCUAAGGUUGCUUGGAAAGGGCCGGGUUAUGCGAAACCGUACGUCGCUCGUUUCUCUGGAGAGCAUCAAGCAGCUGUCACUGGGUGAGGAGAUACCUUGCGGCUGUGUCAACAUGACCGAUGUGCUACACGAGAAGAAUUUGCUAUCAUCCAAGGUUUAUGCUAAGCGUCUGGUGAUUGACGGCGAGGAUCUAAACGAGUCUAAGACUGCCGAGCUGAACCAUAUGGUCUAUACGUUGCAGCACUGCAUUACGGCGCGCGUAACAACACUGGUAGUACCAUCCAUUGUACAGCUCCGUGGCCUGCAAGAGUUGGAUGUGCGCGCUAUCUUGCAGUCUGGCAACCUCGUCAAAUUGCUAAAGAAGCUGCCCAAUCUCUGUCGCUUGCAUGCGCGCGUGUAUUCAAACAUCACUUCUGGGAUUCUGGGACCAGAGUAUUCGCACGAACGCAAAGGUCCAACCUACAGCUGCAUUAGCAAGACGGUCGAGUUUGUGGAGACUACGUUUUGCGAGGGCACAGCUGAGGACAAGGGGCAGGCAUACCAUGCUGCGUGGUUGAUUGCCAGGUUGUCAGAGCUUAAACGCUGGUAGUGCGUACCACACAAGAGAAAGCUCACCAGUAUAAUACUAAAGGAUAUUGUCGCUGAGCGUCGUUUCUUUUAUGACGUGAAACACAUCAAACCGCUGCUCAAGAUGUAAAGACCUGCUUGCUCUUUGUAUGCUACCAUUUAAUGUCCAAG